Messenger RNA from Gastrolobium bilobum, 2169 nucleotides. RefSeq names its product probable LRR receptor-like serine/threonine-protein kinase At5g63710. The transcript has 11 exons. The coding region runs from base 109 to 1905 and encodes 598 amino acids. Gene Ontology annotation, biological process: protein phosphorylation. The record is from RefSeq and is a predicted model, not a curated record. NCBI's taxonomy places the organism in Eukaryota, Viridiplantae, Streptophyta, Magnoliopsida, Fabales, Fabaceae. Gene Ontology annotation, molecular function: ATP binding; protein binding; protein kinase activity.
CACGUGGGUCCCUUGCACUACACCAUCACUUGAUGUUGAUACUCAUCAUUGUGACAACAAUAAAGUACUCGACCAGGUGAAUUCUCCUUCGAGAUCAAAGAGGUUUAUAUGUUUCCCCCAAGUUUUAGCAGGGGUCCUCUCAAAAUAUUGACGAGGUGGCUCAUAUUCCUUAGUGUCUUGAAACUCAGUUAUGCAAUCAAAGAUCCUGAUGUAGAAGGCGAAGCUCUGCUUGAUUUUUUGACGGACCUCAAUGAUUCCAAUAAACGAAUAACAGACUGGGAUAGUCAUUUAGUGAGUCCGUGCUUCAGUUGGUCUCAUGUCACUUGUAGAAACGGACAUGUCAUAUCUCUGACUCUGGCUUCGAUUGGAUUUUCUGGAACACUUUCUCCCUCAAUUGCCAAAUUGAAAUAUUUGGUUAGCUUGGAAUUGCAGAAUAACAAUCUUUCAGGCUCUUUACCUGAUUACAUUGCCAACUUGACAAACCUACAAUAUCUAAAUCUUGCUGACAAUAAUUUUGAUGGUUCUAUACCAGCUACAUGGGGUCAACUUUCCAGUCUAAAGCAUCUGGACCUUUCAUCUAAUGGUCUUACUGGAAGUAUCCCAAAGCAACUCCUUUCAGUUCCAUUGUUUAACUUUUCAGAUACGCACCUUCAUUGUGGCUCUAGCUUCGAGCAGCCUUGUGUUUCUAAAUCUGAACAUCCAGCUUCAACCAACAAAACAAAACUUGCAAAGGUUGUCCGUAUUGCAAGUUGUGGUGCACUUGCACUUUUGUGUCUUGGGGCUAUCUUUACAUGUAUACACCACCAAAUAAUAUACAGACACAGAAUGGAUGUCUUUGUUGAUGUUUUAGGGGUAGACGAGAGCAAAGUUUCUUUUGGGCAAUUGAGAAGAUUUUCUUGGCGUGAACUGCAACUUGCUACUAAAAAUUUCAGUGAAAGCAAUGUAAUUGGCCAGGGUGGAUUUGGAAAAGUGUACAAAGGAGUACUCUCAGAUAAUACAAAAGUUGCUGUGAAACGCCUCACUGAUUAUCCUAAUCCUGUUGGAGAGGCUGCAUUCGAGAGAGAAGUUCAAUUUAUAAGUGUUGCAGUUCAUAGAAACCUCCUAAGACUAAUUGGGUUCUGUACAACGUCAAAUGAAAGAAUCCUGGUAUAUCCUUUCAUGGAAAAUCUAAGCGUAGCAUAUCGAUUGAGAGAUUUAAAACCUGAUGAGAAAGGCUUGGACUGGCCAACAAGGAAACACAUCGCUUUUGGUACAGCCCAUGGUUUGGAGUAUCUACAUGAGCAAUGCAAUCCUAAGAUAAUACAUCGUGAUCUGAAGGCUGCAAAUAUCCUACUAGAUGAUGAGUUUGAAGCUGUUCUUGGCGAUUUUGGGCUAGCCAAGCUGGUUGAUGCAUGGAAGACUCAUGUUACCACUCAAGUGCGGGGCACAAUGGGUCAUAUUGCCCCAGAAUAUUUGUCCACUGGAAUAGCAACAGAAAAGACAGAUGUUUUUGGAUAUGGCAUAACACUUCUUGAACUAGUAACUGGUCAGCGUGCAAUAGACCUCUCUAGGCUUGAAGAGGAGGAGGAUGUUCUUCUGAUUGAUCAUGUAAAAAAGUUACAGAAAGAAAAUAGGCUGGAGGACAUUGUGGAUAGAAAUUUGGAGACUUAUGAUCCCAAAGAAGUUGAGACCAUUCUUCAGGUUGCAUUGCUUUGCACCCAAAGCUUUCCUGAGGAUCGUCCAACCAUGUCAGAAGUAGUAAAAAUGCUGCAGGGAGUGGGUUUGGCAGAUAGAUGGGCUUGCUGGAAGCAACUUGUAGAAGCUGGGACUCAAGAACAAGAAUUAGCAGUCAUGACUCACCAAUUUGUUUGGAAUGAUGAAUCUACAGUUGACCAAGAAGCUAUACAGCUUUCAAGAGCAAGAUAGGCAGAGAUGAGAGUCAAUUUUGAAAUGUGGUUGCUUGUUAUCAUAGAAUACAUAUAUAUACUUUACUAUUCUUAAAGAAAAGGGCUUAAGUGCCUUAAAAGUCUGUGUUAUUUAGCGUUGGAUAUACAAUGAAAAAGAAAGGAAUGAGAGGGUUUGGCACAGACAAUUUGUUGUAUUUGAAUAGAGGCGAAAAUUCUGGUUGCAAUAUGUGUAACAUAACUACAUGUACCUUUUGUAACCUUGGAUAAGUCUUCUUCUUGUAAU